Messenger RNA from Phytophthora nicotianae INRA-310, 1428 nucleotides. RefSeq lists its product as hypothetical. The transcript is spliced from 2 exons. The record is from RefSeq and is a predicted model, not a curated record. Lineage: Eukaryota; Oomycota; Peronosporomycetes; Peronosporales; Peronosporaceae. The coding region runs from base 1 to 1428 and encodes 475 amino acids.
AUGGAGUGGAAUCACUCACGCUACCAACCCUCUAGAGGCCAUUCAACGUUUCUGCAUCAACCGCUUCGGCCACGAUACUGGUACUACGACAAUGAAGACGAAGAAACUCAACAAGCCUGGCAGCGUGAUGCAUCUCCGCAAUCAAACCGGUACACAAAUAACGAGUUAGCCUCACCUCCGCCGAUUCCCUCGCUCAAAAUUGAGACUUCUGAUGCGAGUGGCGACAAUGGGAAUGGUGGCAUGCUGCUUCAGUCGUUCAGCUCACUGGGUAUGCCGCAGUUUGAAGACUCGACCGAGAUCCAGUCAUUCUUUUUGCCCCAGAAUCCUGCGUUUACGGUCAAUCAAGGUCUAUCGCCAAGUUUGCCCCCACUGCCUUCCCAAAUCCAGCAGUCGGACCAGCAAUAUGGUGCGCAACUCCCAGUUCAGCUCUCUUCGCAGUUUUCCGAGUUUACAGCAGAGCCGGGAAACUAUUACCCGCCACCAAUGCCGAUUCCUCCAUUACCAACGCCUCAGGUUGCUACCAGAUCGUCCGUGGACUAUUUUCCUGAAGGUAUUUCAAUUCUACACAGCGUGCAAGAUUCAGCGCCAACACUGACGCCGAGUUUCGGCUCAUUGGAGCAAACGCAACAACAGCAACCGCAGGUCACAAUGGAAGAUCAGAGUGGGGAUGACAAUAGUGCCAUUCAUGAUGCAAGUCAUAGUAUGUUUAAUGCGCAACUACUAAUGACCCCCACCGACAAAGACACCUCGCUGCAAACGUCGCUGUCGCUUCCGAUGGUGAACUUCCCUGCUCGACCAAGCUCCAGCAUCAGCGAUGACACACCACCAGAUUAUUCCCCUGUGAUUGCACCGAUCGGUCGAGCCAAGCGAGGAAGUGGAUUAAGCGAACCGUUUACCGAAAUGGCUACAGCACAAGAGCCCAAAUUCUCACCGGACAAACGCAAGUUAUGCUGUGUGGAAGGGUGCAAAAGUCAAGCUCGAGCCUUUAACCGUUGCAAGCGCCACGGCGGAUCGAAGCGCUGUUCAAGUCCAGGUUGUACCAAGAGUGUGCAGAGUCGCGGGCUUUGCAUCCGCCAUGGCGGUGGCUCUCGAUGUCAGGAGCCUGGCUGCACUCGAGCGUCGCAGAGCCACGGACGCUGCAAAAUGCACGGCGGUGGACGCCCAUGCGUCGUGGCUGGCUGUGAGAAGAAGGCUCAUUUGAAAAGACUGUGUCGUCGACACGGUGGCGGUGCCAAGUGCUGUGUGUCGGGGUGCGAGAAGUGGGCUCAGCGCCAGGGUAUGUGCAUGACGCACUCCAAGGUGGUGGCAACGCAGCCUGCCGCCGUUGGUAUCGUUGGCGAUGUGGUUAUCUACAGGUCGCCGCCUCCUCCGUCCGCUGCAGACUCGUCUCCAUCUCCGUCGCUGCAAACGUUCACUCACGAAGUGUAG